AUUUUAGACCGUAAGAAUGGCGAGAUCGAUGAGCUGAAGACCAUGUACAGAGCCAAGCACAAGGAAUCGGAGGAGAGUGUGCGCAAGCUGGAGAAGAAAGUUCAAAGCGUGGUGCGCGAGUCCCAGGUCAUCCGUGAGAGCAAAGAGAAGCAGAUCGGCGAGCUGAAGAAGAUGUCAGAUCAGAGCACCGACUCCCUGAAAAACGAGUGGGAGAAAAAGCUGCACGCGGCGGUGGCGGGCAUGGAGCAAGAGAAGUUUGACCUGCAGAAGAAGCAAACGGAGAACAUUCAGGUGCUGCUGGAGGACACCAACCAGAGGCUGGCCAAGAUGGAGGCUGAGUAUGGCGCCCAGACACAGGCUACCGACCAGACA
Messenger RNA from Oncorhynchus kisutch (coho salmon), 372 nucleotides. RefSeq names its product centrosomal protein of 112 kDa-like. NCBI's taxonomy places the organism in Eukaryota, Metazoa, Chordata, Actinopteri, Salmoniformes, Salmonidae. The transcript has 4 exons. The record is from RefSeq and is a predicted model, not a curated record. The annotation marks the transcript as partial.